This is a messenger RNA of Schizophyllum commune H4-8, 4387 nucleotides long. RefSeq lists its product as uncharacterized. The coding region runs from base 80 to 4312 and encodes 1410 amino acids. Lineage: Eukaryota; Fungi; Basidiomycota; Agaricomycetes; Agaricales; Schizophyllaceae. The transcript has 19 exons. The record is from RefSeq and is a predicted model, not a curated record. Gene Ontology annotation, biological process: regulation of DNA-templated transcription. Gene Ontology annotation, molecular function: zinc ion binding; DNA-binding transcription factor activity, RNA polymerase II-specific.
CUCUUAUACAGCACCGCGAUGGCCAGCUUUGCCCCUGGCAUCCGCUUUCAUCUCCUCGAAUAACUGCCUAUCGUCCAUUAUGACCGACGCACCCUCAGCGUUCGACCGCGAACCCUCUUCUCACUCCGUUGUCGAACAUUCUCCCAACCUUACUUUCUCUGAGACCUCUUCCCCGGCGUCAAAACUAGCCGAAGACACCUCUAGUAUGAAGAGGAAAAAGCUGCCCGCAUGCGACUAUUGCAAGGCGCGUCGUGUUAUCUGCCAUCCUCAGCCAGACGGCAAGCCUUGUCCAAGAUGCGAGGAGAAGGAUGUCACAUGCAUCACGACGCCUACCGUCCGACGCAGGCGGAGGACCCGCAAGGAGAUCCAGGAAGAAAGAGAACGAAACGCUCAAUCUCGUGUGCCGUGCGCGAAGUCAUCACCGUCUAGCGUGCCUUUCGGCGGAUCACCACAAAGCCGUCCUGCAGUCGCCAUCGCGACAACAGGUCCCGCUCUAUCGAGCUUCGCAGCUCAGGCUAUCCUCUCCUGGCGAGAUGCCAAUCCGCUACCAGGACCGCUCGUCACAGAACUGAUCAAGCUCUUUCCUACCGUCCCACAGUCGCUGCUUUUCAGCAUCCCGUACCGCCGACUCUGCUCCAAGCUCGAGAAUUGCGGGUGGGAUCUGGCGCUGCUAGACGCUCCAACACACUUCCUUGCGUCCUGUAUCUUAGCUCUGACCGCGCGCAUCUCCACGCAUCCCAUGCUUAUCGGCACGGAUGUGUCCGACCCACGCGUUCUACGGUUUCUCGCUUCUGGAAACUUGGCGGUCACGCCGGGGUUGGACCUACGCGGGCUCGGGCGCGCGCGAGAUGCUCAGUGUAAGCGUUUGUACGACGAGGCAUGCCGUCUGGCGACAGAGACGGGAGUUUCGAUGGUGCCAACGGAGGAGAGCGCGGCGGCGUACUACAUUCUCGAUUUCCUCGAGUCUUCGACAACUCCGUACGACUGCUCGUUGACCUGGACAGCUUUGAUGAUGUGGCAUGUUCGGAGGGUCGCCGAGUCCGACGACCACCAUGACCUUUUCCGUGACAGCUAUCGGCGCCUGCAUUGGCCAAUACAGCUUCUGAACUGCGCACUUAUAUGUCUGUGCUUCGGCCGUUCGUUCCCCUUUACCGAACAUGACGAGCGCCUUAUAUGUGGACCGGCUCCUGACGCCCUAGAAGCCGCGACGAUCACCCUUUCCCAUGGACCAAUCACCCUACAAGCCAUCGGGGAGUUUAUAUACCCUUACUUGAGCCAUGCUAUACGCCUAGCACGUGAAAGCUCUGAGGGCCUCGUUGGACCCCAACUACCAGCCUAUGCCCGACGCUUCCCAUUGAACGAGGCGGCCCUCGUUGCCCACGUCUCCGACGUCGAAUGCCUGCAGCGCGCCUGCGAUCUCCUCCACGAUUGCGUCGAGACCAUCAUCCCCCGAGCCAAACGCGGCUGGGUUCCGGCCGCACUGGCGAAUGGCCUCUUCGUCACUUCGGUCGCCGUGCCGAGCAUCCUCGUACCCCUUCACAGAGCGCUCAAGCGCCGGCUCGCAGAGGGGUCUAUCCCGACCCUGCAGACGGGCUUUGGCGGCGAUGGUGGCGGACCUGGGCAGGGUGGCGGGCAAUACGCCUCCGACGCAGCGAAACGCAUCCGCGCGCUGCACUGGAAGGUCACGGAGCGCACGCGCGACCUGCCGAGCAUCACGUACAUGACGCACCUGCAGUGCUCGCGCUGGAUCUCGUGGAUCGAGCUUGCCGCGGAGGAGUGCGAGCCGAUGGAUAUGACGCCGCUGGAGAGGUACAAGAUGCUUGAUAGGAUCGUCACGAUUAUGCGAAUUGACGGGUUCGCAUGGGUGGAGCGCUUCGGGACGGUCAACUAUAUCAAGGAGGCCAUGACGCGUCUUGAGGGGCAGCAGCAACUCGCGCUUCAUCGCAAGCAUCCUGGGGUCUCCAGUACGUGGCUCAGUUAUACAGGAAAGGCGCGUAACGGGGCGGCGUACGAACGCGGCCAUGCGACGUUCGGACGGUCGCCAGCGCCGAGCGCCGUGUACGAGGGUCGUCCUGCUUACAGUCCUACCCUGCAUAACUACCCCUCGGGAUCCAGUGCGAGUCACUCUUUAAAUCCAUCCGGGACGACUAGCAUGGGAGGGAUGCUGGAGUCCGAGAGCCAAAUGCUCGAUCAAGCGCUGCUUGGGCCCAUCAUGAGCGACACACCUUCGACUCUGCAGUCUCCCGCCGAUCUUGACUCGAGUUCGUCGCCAUCUAACACUUCCGAUAUGGCGCAGAACGUCUCGAAAAACGCUGCUCACGCGGCGGCCACCGUGAGGAGGAGGAAGAAGCCGCCGGCAUGCGACUACUGCAAGGCGCGUCGUGUAAUAUGUCACCCACAGCCAGAUGGCAAGUCCUGUCCUAGAUGCAUAGAAAAGGGGGUUGAGUGCACGACGACGCCGACCGUGCGACGCAAGCGAAGGACCCGCGAGCAAAUCGAGGCAGACGAAGCUGCCUCCCUGGCGGCCGCCUCUACUUCAAUACACUUCGCCAACUCGUCGCGCCCGGAGGGAAUGAGCGGUUGUGGCAGUGCCUCUGGAUCUUCGGCGGCGUCAUCGCCUUCGGCUCUCCUUUCCUGGCGAGAUGCCCACCCUAUUCCUCUACCUCUUAUUGAGGAGUUGAUCAAGCUCUUCCCUAUGGUGCCCCAGUCGCUUCUAUUCGUCGGCCCGUACCGACGGUUAUGCGACACGCUCGAGGCUUACGAGUGGGAUCUUUCGCGCCUGGACGCCCAUGCGCGCGUACUUGCGUAUUGCGUCAUGGCAGUGACCGCGCGCAUCUCCACGCAUCCUAUGUUCAUAGGCGCGGAUGUGACCGACGCGCUAGUCUUGCAGUUUCUCUCCUCUGGAAACUUGGCUAUCACGCCAGGCUUGGAUCUACGUGAGCUCGGGCGUAAUCGCAAUGCUUUUUGCAGGGACCUAUACGACGAGGCAUGCAAAGUCGCGUUCAGCACGGGUGUAUCUGUUAUCUCCUCGGAGGAGACCGCGGCAGCGUGUUACCUUCUCGACUUCCUCGAGUCCUCAACCAACUCGGAUCCAUGUCCACUGACCUGGACGACUAUGAUGAUCACACACGUACGAAGGCUAUCCGAGUCAGAGGACCAUAACGCGCUCUUCACGCCCGUUUUUCGGCGCUUGCAUUGGCCAAUCCAUCUAAUGAACUGUGCCUUCCUAUCUCUGAGCGCUGGCCGUUCAAUUCCCUUCUCCGAACACGAUGAGCGCCUUAUUUGUGGGCCAGCCCCCCUUGACAUCAAAAGCGCGACCUUCAACCUAACGAAUCAGCCGGUCACCGUCCAAACCAUCGGCGAAUUCAUAUAUCCUUUCUUGACACACGUCAUCCACUUAGCACGUCAGAGUUCCGAAAGACUUAUCGGGCCUCACGCUCGGCGCUUUCCACUGGAUGAGGCCGUGCUUUUCAACCAUAUAUCUGCCGUCGAAGCGCUCCAGAGUAUCUGUAGUAUUCUUCACAACUGCAUCGAGGCGGCCAUACCCAAAGCCCAGCGCGGCUGGGUUAGACCCGCAUUGGCGAACGGCUUAUUCGUCACUGGACUCGCGGUGCCCAGCCUGCUGGUGCCGCUUCACAAGGACCUGAAGCGGCGUCUUGCCGAGGGGUCGAUUGAGGUUCCUCAAAGUGACCCUAACAGCGCAGGUGGAUGCUACCCGGAUACAGCAAGCCAGGCUCGCGAGCGCAUCGGCUCGCUGCACCGCAAGGUGCGGGUCAUGGCUUUGCAGGCCCUCUCCCAAGCGAUGGAACGGACGCGGGACCUACCGGGUAUCACCUACAUGACGCACCUGCAGUGCUCUCGCUGGGCGGCGUGGAUAAAGCUGACCGUCGAUGAGUGCGAUCCAACGGACAUAUCGCCGCUGGAGAGGUACAAGAUGCUCGAAAGAAUGGCCACCAUCAUCAAGCUCGACGGGUUCGCAUGGGUGGACCGGUCGGGCGCGCUUUUCCCUGUCAAGGCGAAGAUGGACGACCUGUAUGCUCAGCAGCAACUCGUGCUGAGUCGCAGGGAUUCGGGCGUUCCCAGUCCUUGGCCCGGCGGACUCCAGAUAACACAAGAUGAGGAAAUUUCUGGUCGCGACGACAUAAACAACGGCGGCUCGCGAAGGCCUAGCGAGUCCGCGGUCCUUGGGGACGCGCAAGACUUGCUGGGACAAUCCUAUUCGAGCACGGAUGUCGCUCUUGACCUCUUCUCGACGGCCAACGUGGGAGUGACCCCGGGAGAUGCUCAUUUUCUCCAGCAGGCUUUCUUCUAAUUCAACUUACCUUUCAAAUUCAACCCGUUGUGAUAUGUACCGCCCUUAGAGAUCGAUUUGUCAGCCUGGACCCCG